AUGACCCCCAGAAGGGCCCUGUUUUCUUAUUUCCUCUUGUCGAGUGCUUUAAAUGGCUUGGAAUUCAUUUGGUACUUAUUGCUUUUUAUUCGGUUUCCUUUUGAUCCACACAGUUACUCUCUUGUUUUUUUUUUCCCGAGCUACCGUACUUGUUAUCAUGGGAAGUUUUCACAAAGUCAUACAUGGGCCAUGAUAACCAGUAGAAGGGACUAGAGACAAGUAGCUGUGUCCCCUUUCAUUAUUUGUUCUUUCCAUCUUCCAUAUCUCUUUUCCAACAACUGUUUCUUAACUGAGCUCUCCUCCCGACGAAGGUUCUCUGGGGAAUAUAAUGGGCCUAGUUUUUCAAAA
Messenger RNA from Tuber melanosporum (Perigord truffle), 348 nucleotides. RefSeq lists its product as uncharacterized. Bases 1 to 213 code for a protein of 70 amino acids. The transcript has a single exon. The record is from RefSeq and is a predicted model, not a curated record. Lineage: Eukaryota; Fungi; Ascomycota; Pezizomycetes; Pezizales; Tuberaceae.